AUCACAUUCAUUUCACAACAAGGACUUAUUCGAGUGUUAUUAGAGGCCACACAGUAUGUUACAUGAAGUAUACUGACUGUAGAAAUCAAACAAGAUAUGAUAAAUUCAAUGUUCAGUCUCUUUAAGUGCGUCAGUCCGAUACAUUCUCCACAGACUCUCCCCUUUUCGUCGGUUCCACAGGAUCUUCUCAAAUUUUUCCGCGGGAGUUUUAUGUUGACGUUGAAGCUAGCUCGCUAGUGCCACAUCUCAAGGAUGAGUCGAAUGACCAAAACGCUGCAAAGUAUCAAACAGGAUGUCCAAAUUGAACAUCUCGGAGAAGCAUCCCCCAACCUAUCUUCAAUUGAAAAGGACAGCAUUUUUCAGGAAGACCAGUCUAAUUCCGACGGGAACCCAUUUCACAGUACGGCACUGGAGGAUGACUUUAGUCCUGUACAGGCACAGCAGAAGAUGACGGAAGCGAGGAAAGCGGCUAAAACGGAGACUCCGCGCAGUGACUCGGCCACUCUCAAAAGGGCGAGUACUUCCACACAGGGAAAGGGCAAGGAGAAAGUGUCACAGAGCCAGAGCCCAAUCUUCAUGACUCCGUCUGUGCCAAAACGGUUCGCCAAAUCCAAGGCAGGACCACUGCGGAAGAUCUCAGAGGAGAGUGAGACACAAAGGAAAUCGGCAUCAGGCACUUCAGCAUCGCAGCCCUCGUCAGCAUUGCAGCCCUCGUCAGCAUCGCAGCCCUCGUCAGCUGCAGGAGAAGACUCCAGUGAUUCAAGCGAUCAGGAGACAGACAGUGGGGGCCUGACGAAUGCAGGCAGCGUCUUUUCCCCCCCUGGCAGAAGAAAGAGCCAACCUGUCCGGCGCUCUCGGGGGGAGGUGGCGGAGGGCUCCGGCUUGCAACCAAAGGAGAAGCCUGGAGGGAAGAGGACUUCACAUGGGUCAUCCUUAGCAGGAGCACAGAAACAGGCCAGGAAGUCCAGUGGCAGAGUACCAUUGCAGAGGAUCCCAGAGGAUAUUGAGAUGCAACAAGGGACCUCCGCAUCAGCUGAAGACCCAGAGACGGACGGUGACAGCCUCACGGAUGAGGACAGCGUUUACGCCCCCCCGCCCAGCAAGAAGAAGAGACGGCCUGUCCAGCGCUCUCAGGAGGAAGAGGAGGACGAAUCCAGCACUACACCAAAGAAUGCAAGAGGGCAGAAGAAGUCUCGUUCGUCCUCCGGCAGCAGACGGCAGAAGUCCCGUUCGUCCUCCGGCAGCAGACAGAAGCAGAGCAGGAAGUCUUCAUCUAGCUCCUCAGACAGGGGGGCUCGAGAUAAGCGGAGGAAACCGAGUGUGCGAAACCCCAUUGACCUUGAGGUGGUGCUGGAGGCCUUUCAGGAUUGUGUUGAGCAGUACAAGGAAACGGUGGAUUCUAACACUGUCCAAAGGGCAAUAGAUCAUCUGUCCGAGUCUUUUGUGGCUCAAUUGACUGAGGCGAUCACUGCAACCAAGGAACUAACCUCAGUCAAAAAGAACAAUAUGAAGUUGAACAUUGCCAUGAACCGUACGCGUUCAAAGUUGGUCGACGCCAAAAAUGAGCUCAUACAGAGCGAGGGCAAACGGAGGGUGCUGGAGAAGGAGCAUCAGCAGCUGGAGCAGAGACUGACUGACCUGACCAAGGGCAUGACCUUCCUGAGCGGCCUGACUGACCUUCACACCAAGUACCUGACCUACUGCGAGGGCCACCCUGAAGAGCCACAAGUGUAUGGCCCCACCAGCUUGCCUGCGCUACUUCUGGAAGCCCGUUGCAUGCUGGGAGCUGAGCACCAGCUAAAGACCAUCAACACAAAGCUCCAGCAGGUGUUAGAUCAUGUUGACCAGGAGUGAGCUGUCCGAGGAUUCCAGGGUCAGCCGCUUCUACUGCACGAAUGUUCCACAGGCAACAGAUGUCCCUGUGUUCGUAUACAAAUGUCACUAAAUGUUGCAUUGUAACAAGGAUGAUCAUGUGUUAUGGCUUAUUUAUGUUCGCCUAUUUGUUUGUGAAACCUCUUACUUGUUGUAUAGAUAAGUGCUCCUCACCAAGUCAGUGUAUGUACUUUCUAAAAUAAGGCCAAUAAACAUAGUUGUGUGUGUACCAUUC
Messenger RNA from Clupea harengus (Atlantic herring), 2107 nucleotides. RefSeq names its product centromere protein U (gene cenpu). Gene Ontology annotation, cellular component: nucleus. The record is from RefSeq and is a predicted model, not a curated record. Lineage: Eukaryota; Metazoa; Chordata; Actinopteri; Clupeiformes; Clupeidae.